AUGGGGAAAUCCCGACGUCAGCUGACCUCCGGACCGCCGGGUACGGCAUCGCCGAAACGGCAGGCGGGCCCAAUGGACGAGUUUCUGUCCACACCUGACGGCCUCAGACACACGCGGCCGUCGGGCAAAAUGGCGCCUGAUUCACCAGGCACAAGCAGCACGGCCGGAUCCAUAGCAGGCUCCACACAAGCAGACACCCUAACCCAGAUAUCUGCUGAGUUAGCAGCCAUAGCCUCCAACAUGCUGACAAAGGCAGACAAGGUGACCCUGGUACAGGAAAUGCGCUCUGCCAUCAGGGAAGAGAUUCAAGAGGUGAGAAAUGAUCUAACCACCCUGGAGCAGCGGGUCACUGAGCUGGAAGCUGAUUGUAUGCUGGCCUCUCAACACUCCCAAGCUGCCGACAAUGCCACCUCAAGGCAGGGUACCGUCCUCCUGGAUCUAAGAAGACAGGUCGAAGACCUGGAUAACCGCGGACGACGUAAUAAUAUCCGCGUGCGAGGCCUGCCAGAACAAGCGGGGGAAGACCUCAGCGACAUCCUGCAGCGACUUUUCGCGGAUGUACUGGGAGAGGAAGCCCCAGACACCUACAAUAUUGAGAGAGCCCACAGAGCACUCCGACCCCCUAGGAACGACGGACCCCCCAGAGACAUUAUAUGCUGUCUACUAUCUUUUCAACUAAAAGAAGCCAUUAUGAAGGCGGCCAGAUCACAAAACAUCACGUAUCUUGGCGCCCAGGUGUCCCUGUUUCAAGAUCUCUCGCCCCUGACGCUGGAAGCCCGCCGAGCACUACGUCCACUUACCCGAAUGCUGCAAGAUAGGAGGAUCCCGUACAGAUGGGGACACCCUUUUAGCCUACAAGCCCGGAAGGACAAUGCAUGGCGCACGCUGAGAUGGCCGAACGAAGUCCCCGGGUUCCUGAGAGCCCUGGACCUGCCUGCGGUAGCCAUACCUAACUGGAUCUUGAUGGGUCCACCACAGCAUCCUGCGGGCCCCGCUGGUCCGACACCGCCUAGCAACCGGAGGGAAAGGCCCCCCCGGAGAGGGGGACCGGACGGCCCCGAAGAAUAAAGCCCGGAGUCACAUGAGUCUGAGAUCCACCCUCCCCCGCGGGAUGGCGGUCCCCCCUUCAUCUGCACACCUGGCGGGUGCGGACACCCUGGACUUGCAGAGGUUUCUCCCAUUGGCGGUAUGUGCCUCCCCUCUCUGCUCUAAAACUGUGCCCCACGACAAAGCCCACGCUGGCUGGGUUGCUCCCCCCCCUUCUCCCCCGGGGGGCCCCGGCCUGCUCCGGGAUUUAACUGCCUCAGAACUCCAGCCCACGCCUUACGGACAAAACCCAGGACUCUUAGCCAUCCAGAAAGCUACAGCGGGUGGGAAAAGCCUACUUGGGAGGAGGGAUAGCAGACACGAAAUUCACCCUACUUGCAGGUGGGAAAAGCCUACUUGGGAGGGGGGAUAGCAGACACGAAACCCACACGUGUGGAGGGCUAACUUACUCUACGAUCAUGGUCACUCCAUCAUAGGGGCGCGGGUGGGCCCUGGGCACACAACCUGGGCACUCCUAUCCCUCCACAUGUGGCUGUUAAAGGUUCCCCUUACUAGUUUUGCUCGGGUGCAGGAGGGUAGUUCGUGGAACUAGCGGGCUUGGGGGACACAGAGGGAGCAGGCGGGGAGCGGGGCCGGGUGCCUGUGCGGGGUGGUGCGGGGAGGGGGGGGGGCGACACUACACCCCCUGUAGCCAACAAGACAGACACUACAAGCCUAUGAUACCUAGCCCAAGCUUAUAGGGGGGGCACCACACCAGGCCUCGGGUUGGGGAAUAAGAGGGCCCGAUAAACUGAGGCUUCUAACUGGGCUAGUGGGACCUGAGACACAGACACAAUGGGGAGGAGAGAUCCGAGGUAGGCACCACAGACGUUCCAGGGGGUAGCUGACACCCGCGGGGGGGACUAAAGAGAUGGGAGAGGACUGUUAGGGGACCAUGAGGCGGGACAGGCCUGGCUCCGGCCGUUUAAUAGUAUACUACGUUAGGCCAAGUUUAUGCUAUAAUGUUCAAGUUAACCCCUCCUAAUUUAUUUUAUUUAUCUUUUUUUUUUUUUUUUUUCCUCCACUGUUACAUAAUUCUUUGAUAUAUACACAAAGGGUCUGCAGCUCACGGCGGCGAUACGUUCUCGAGCGAUUGGCUCCCCAGGCUCAG
Molecule: messenger RNA, 2197 nt
Organism: Pelobates cultripes (western spadefoot toad)
Lineage: Eukaryota; Metazoa; Chordata; Amphibia; Anura; Pelobatidae
Source: the annotation of a GenBank genome assembly